Messenger RNA from Magallana angulata, 449 nucleotides. RefSeq names its product fucolectin-5-like. The annotation marks the transcript as partial. NCBI's taxonomy places the organism in Eukaryota, Metazoa, Mollusca, Bivalvia, Ostreida, Ostreidae. The record is from RefSeq and is a predicted model, not a curated record. The transcript has 2 exons.
UUACAGUUCCAUUGGAGCUUGCAUUUGGUAAACCUGCUGAACAAUCGUCAACGUAUUUAUUACAUGGGCCCGAGUAUGCAGUAGAUGGUAACAAUGGUACAAACCUUAUCCUAGACAACUGUGCACACACAGGUGAUGGCGACACAAAUCGGUGGUGGAUGGUGGAUCUGCAGGCUGUGUAUUCCAUCAAGUCUGUCAGAAUACUCAAUAGAGGAAUGGAUGAGUACGGAACGGAUGUGUCAUUCCGGCUGCAAGAUGUAACCGUCACUGUAGGGCUGACAGAAUCUGAUGUCAACACUCUCUGUGGAUUCUUUGCUGGUCCUGGUACUCUGUCACAGCUGGUCGUCAUCGACUCUCCGACAUUACCACAGGGGAGAUUCGUAAAGAUCUCCAAGACAACUGAGUAUCUCACUCUUUGUGAAGUUGACGUGUUUGGAUUCUCCCUGUAA